UCGCGCGUACCUACCUACCAUUCUGCGCUAGCUAUCACCAGCUCUGUGCAGGCGGCGGAGGCACACACAAACACAAACGACUCAGUGUCAGUGAUGAUCGCACUCAAUUUAAAGCCCUGAAUUUUAUCUGAACUUCGGAUAGAAUCUUUUAAAACCAUACGUAUUGAAAAGAAAAGUUACCCAAUCUGGUGUCUAGAUUGCAUAGGAAAACAUGACAACAAGACGGGUAAGUCCGCGACCAGUCACUGGGGGUUCGACCGCCGGACGGCUGACGCCGCGUGACGAAGUUGAGAUGGACAAGAUUAUUGACGACGGGAUGCAGCGGCGACCAUCCAGCUCCGCUUCCCGCCAGGCCUGGAGCGACAAUGACGGCUUUGACAUCGGCAACGAGGAGAAAGGCAUUAACGGCGACUAUGGGGACGACUAUGGGGACCAGGAGGACGACGGCGAGGUGGUUAACGCGCCCACUGCCAUGGAAAGUGAGCUGUACGUCGGGGGAGAGAUUCGCACCAUUGAUCCCAAGGUCGCCAAGCAGAAGGCGGAACAGGCAAAAGCAGGAUGCUGGACCAAAGUCAAGAGAGGCAUAAGAUCUCUUUGGAGAACCCGACAAACAGACGACACAAGAAAGGACAAGGAACUUCACGUUAAGACCACUCUGAGAGAACUCAUCAUUUACCUGGUCUUUCUGGUCUUUUUGUGCCUGCUGACUUUUGGAAUGACUAAACCAACCAUGUACUACUACACCAAGGUGAUGUCAGAACUAUUCCUCGAUGCUCCCUUUCCGGACACCAAGAAUACUUUCCGUGGAAUAACAACCAUGAAAGAUUUCUGGAGGUUUGCCGAGACCCCACUUGUAGACGGUCUAUACUGGGAAAAGUGGUACAAUGAUGACAACGUGACAGGUGACUCCCAGGGCUACAUCUACUAUGAGAACAAGCUGCUGGGCGUGCCCCGUAUCCGACAGGUGAAAGUCACCAACAGCUCCUGUCUGGUACACAGCGAUUUCCGUGAGGACAUCAAACAGUGCUAUGCCCAUUACUCAGAGAGCGUGGAGGACACACAGCCCUUUGGGCUCAUGAACGGAACUGCCUGGGAGCACAGCUCAGAGGAGAGCUUGGAUGGUUCAGGUCACUCUGGCCGAUUGGCCUCAUACGGUGGUGGCGGCUACUAUUUGGAUCUGACCCAUGAAAAGGCCGACUCUUUGGCCUCCAUCAUAGAGCUCAAGCAGAACUUGUGGCUGGACCGAGGAACCCGGGCCGUCAUGGUGGACUUUUCCGUCUAUAACGCCAACAUCAAUCUAUUCUGCAUUGUCAGGUUGGUAGUAGAGUUUCCACCAACGGGCGGUGCCAUUCCAUCGUGGACAUUCCGCACCGUCAAGCUCUUGCGCUACGUAACUGCCUUCGACUACUUUAUCAUGGCUUGCGAGGGCAUCUUUGCACUCUUCAUCCUCUACUACAUCGUGGAGGAGAUCCUGGAGAUCAAGGUUCACCGCUUGUCUUAUUUCAAGAGCACCUGGAACUGUCUGGAUGUCAUCAUCAUCAUUGUAUCAGUAGUAUGUAUGGCCUUCUAUGUCUACCGUGCUCUGAGAGUGGAUGAGAUGAUUGAGGACCUUCUGAGUCGACCUGAUCAGUACUCAGACUUUGAGUUCCUGGGCUACUGCCAGUCCAUCUUCAACAACGUGAUUGCUGUGGCCGUCUUCCUGGCCUGGAUCAAGGUGUUCAAAUACAUCAGCUUCAACAAGACCAUGAACCAGCUCUCCUCGACCCUGUCCAAGUGCGCCAAAGAUGUAGGUGGAUUUACCAUCAUGUUCCUCAUCAUCUUCUUGGCUUAUGCCCAGUUUGGCUACUUGGUGUUUGGCACCCAGAUCAAGGAUUUCAGCAGUGUCGGUGACUGCAUUUUCACCUUGUUGCGUAUCGUUCUUGGUGACUUCAACUUCCAUGAGCUUCAGGAAGCCAAUCGCGUUCUGGGCCCGAUCUUUUUCAUGACGUAUGUGUUCGUGGUGUUCUUUGUAUUGCUGAACAUGUUCUUGGCCAUCAUCAAUGACACUUACAGCGAGGUCAAGGCUGAUAUUGCCAACCAGAAGUCAGAGUUCGAGCUCACAGACUACUUCAAGAAGGGCUAUGAGAAGAUGGUGGGCAAGCUGAACUUCAAGCGGGACAAGAUUGCCGACAUCCAGGAGGCACUGGCCCAUGCAGAUGCCAACGCAGACCAACAUUUGGACUUUGACGAGUGGCGCCACGAGCUGAAAUGCCGUGGGCAUGCCGAUGCAGAGAUUGAGGCAGUGUUUGCCAAGUAUGACGUCGAUGGCGACCGCAUCCUUGAUGCAGAGGAGCAGAUGAAGAUGGCUGCUGAUCUGGAAGGACAGAAGACCGAUCUGAACAACCAGUUGGCGGAGUUGGAGGAGGCCCAAGUGACCACUACCAACCGUCCCCAGACAGCUUCAGCUGGCCGCAGCAAGAGCCGUGUCAGCUUCAACGAUGGCCUGGACAGUGAUGAUGAGGACUCUCAAGCUGGAGGGGGGCGUGGUGGAGUCAGUGGCGUCUCUUACGAAGAGUUUGUUGUGUUGAGUCGUCGUGUGGACCGUAUGGAACACUCCAUUGGGAGCAUUGUUUCUAAGAUAGACGCUGUGCUGGUCAAGCUGGAAGCCAUGGAGCGGGCCAAGCUGAAACGUCGUGAGACCAUGGGCAAACUCCUAGACAGCAUCACAGAGGAGAGAGAAAUUAAGCAAGCCUAUAAGAGUACAAUGGGCUUGCCUUCUCGGUCUGGUUCCUCGGCUUCUGCUUAUAGUGACUAUGAUGAGGAUGAGAGCAGUGGGGGUAAUGUGAAGCGAGAGCAGAUGGAGCGUCUUGUCCGCGAGGAGCUGGAGCGCUGGGAUUCAGAUGCCUCCUUCUCUCAGACCAGUGGCCGGGCUGCCAGCAGGGGUGGCAGUGCCCAGCGCUCUCGACCUGGCAGCUCUGGAUCCCAGAGGCUCACCCUUGGGAAUGCAAGCAGAAGUUCGACCAGUAUGUCAAGAGAUACCAAAAGUCGCCAGUCUGAGGUGACCUCCCCAGUGAGCAGAGCCCCUUCCACCACCUCCAGAAAAUCCUCCAUGUCCCCCCGCCCACAGACAAACGUGUCUGAGGUGGUAGUGGAUGUGGAUGUCAAUGCUCCUCACAAUGAUGAUGAUGAUGAUGUGUUUGAGAAGGCUCGCGCUGCCAGCGUAGCCAGAUAUGAGGCAGCCUCUCGAGCCACGUCAGGGGCUGAAUCUAGGGCUACCUCUGGGGCUGCUUCUAGGGCCACGUCUGGAAGCUUGUCUCGCGCCACCUCUUCCCUCUCAGAGGUCUCCACCAGCACCUCCCGCCCAUCUACCCGAAACCUUAGCCCUCGGUCGGACUCUGUGUUGUCCAGCAAAUCCUCUAUUGGAGACGAUGAGUAGACUCAAACAACAUGUCAACAAGCAAUGUGUAAAGAUGUCAUAACUGCAACUGCUAAAAUGAUAACACAUUGGCAAGAGCUUUUCAGUUCAUUGUGGAACUCCCCAUCAAGAAAAACGAUUUCGUCUGCGAGGAUUAAAUUGCAAAACCUUAUUGCUACAGUUCCUCUUGAUAUCACAGCCUACUGAUUACCCAACUUAUAUGACCAUGAUCUAUUUCAUUUGGUUGCAGUGAUGAUUGGAACCAAAUCGGUGACAUUAUGUCAUUUUAUGUCCUUAAGGCUAAGCCAUUGAUCAAAUAUUGAACCAGAACUAUGUUGGACUUUCAUUUAUUUUCACCACAAUUACCAUCAAAUCAAAGUAUUAGAACAGAUUAUUAAAAGGAUAAAUUUAAUGUACAUUUAUUGGUAAAAAGUGUGUAUAUGUAGGCAUGCUGUUGUAGUUGUACAAAGAACAUAAUUUUUUUCCUAGUGUUGUAAGAGGAAAAAAUCAAUCUCUCUUUGCAUCAAAAUGCAUCAUCAUUUUCCCUUAGAUGUUUGAAGGUUCGUUCUGAAUCUCAGGAAAAGGUGUAUAAUUCAUUUAAAAACUAGAUACCAAUUUUGUGAAUAUUUGAGUAAAUCUACUUAUUCAUGAAUAGUAAGUGAGUUAUAUAUACUGUCAUUUGUAGUAAUUGUGAGACUUGUGAAAUGUGACAGAUUCUGAUGCUUGCAUGUUUGAACUGUAAUUCCUAGCGCAUUUUACUGUAUUAGAAUUGUCAAAUAGGCUGUUUUUCCCCACAAAUAUAUCAAUAUUUCGCAAGUUGUAACCGCAGAAUGUGAUGUAGAAAAAUGAACGAAAAGUGCCUUUGGAAUGUUGUAUUUGUACAAAUUGCCUUGUGUUCAUUGUGAUUGCCGUGGUAGGUGAUGAGACACAAAUAUUCCUUGCAUAUUAUUUUGUGAUAUUCUUCAGUACUUAAAUUGUAACUGUUUAAUAAAUUUAGCCUUAACCAAAGCUUCAGUACCAACAAUAUUCAACUAAUACAUUUGCAUUUGUGCAGUGAAAUAUAGAACUGGUUUAGCUUUUUCCUAAUUGUGAUCGUUAGGAAUUCAGUGCCUUCUAAUUCUUGUAAACAUUUGAAAAUUGCACAUUUUAUCUGAAAUUUUCGGUAUGAUUCCGUAUAAGUAUUUUUUGCCAUCUUUCUCUUUGCUUUGCCCUAAACUGCUCAAGCAUUCUUUGGUAUUCACCUGGCCCUAUCAAAGUAUCUAUUCUGUAUAUAUUGUAAAAUAUUGUCAAAUUACAGCAGGACAUAGUUUUAUUUAUAUUAAAUUUAUCUUUUAGAUUUGAAUAUGUUCUAUUUCUUGGAAUUACAAUUUAUUUCAUGUACAAGACUCACUCCUUUUAACGUUUUAGUGUUUACGUUUGUGUGUAUGUGCACCAUUUGGCCCUCUUUACUCUCUAUUCUGGUACUCUUAUUUUCCUAUUUUUCAAAUAGUUAUUUAUCUGCAGGGAAUGCAGGGUUUGUUUUUCAAUGUUGCUUUCAAAGUUAUUUUCAGACAGUAUUUCCCCUUCAGCAUAUUAUUUGAUUGGUACAAAUUUUGCUUUUUAUUUUAAGAAAGAUAAACAAGAAGUACAAAUUGUUAUUAAGAUAUCUGUAUCAUUACGGACUGUCUUGUACUACAAAACAAUGCUAUUCUCUCCAGCUUAGAAUUUUCAACUCUCCUUUUGUAUUGCAGUAUGUUGUCUUGUGUUGAAGGUAUUAUUUUUGUACAUUUUCCCUUGUAAUUUCAGCAUGUUUUGGACAACGCUUGUACUACUUUCGUGCCUUAAACAUUAUAUUUUUCUUGUGUCUUUUAACUGAAAUAUAUGAGAAUUCACCUUGAUAAGAACAAAAUCCAGACAGUGCCUUUGCCGUUAUGUAACAAUUAUAGGGGGGGGGGGGUCUUCAAUAUAUAGUAAUUGCUUGCAUCGUAAAGAAAAAUUGCAUCACUCUUUAAAAUGAACACGUUGUUAUAUUAGGGAGAAGCCAUCCAAUUUUUUGGAAUGAUUAUUCCCCAACUAAAUUAAUGUAAAAGCUUUAAAACUUAGGACAUCGUAAGUCAUUCAGUGGGAGUGUUCGUGUUAAGUAAAUGUAUGUUGAAGUAACCCUUCAUUGUCCAUUUAAAGAUAGCUGAUUCAGAAUCAGACAAGAAAAUCACUCUGAAAGACAAAAUACGCCUGCAAUAUGUAUAGCCUGUGCUGUCUUUGUUAAAAAGCAUCUUUUUUUUCAAUUGCUUUUAUUUGGCAAUAGAAAUUCACUUUUGAUUGAGACAUUGAAAAAAAAAAAAUUGUUACAUAUUUAGUUAUGGAAUAAUAAGGACUGAACUAAAUUUGAAUGAUUUGCUGACUAACAGAUAUCCCUCUUUCCUAUCAGUAUCGAUAUUGUAGGGAUGGGCAACCAGUCUACUCGCAGGGCAGAUCUAUUUGCAUGCAAAGGCAACCCAAAGUAUUAGUAAAGCCUUUUUCAGAGGCAUUUCUGCACAAAAUGGAAAUAAAGUAGUUUUGUCGUUUAAAGAAACAUACAAUUUAAAAAAAUAUGAAAGGAGAAAACAUUUGAAUUUGUUUAAGAGCACGGAGAGUACAUCUUUAACUAGAAGCCAUGUGUGUUGGCGUGUUUUGGCCAUGACUUUCCUUUUGCCUGUUGCUGUUAUGACAAUAUUGCCUUCUUUUGAAUUUAUUUCUUAUACUUGCAUUGUAAUAUAGUGCAUGGACAAUUAUAAUACAUGAUGUAGCUGCUCAACUAAUGUAGAAUAUUCUUUACUAAGUUGUCAUGGUCAUUUGAAGUUUGACACUGUAAAAAAAAAAGAAAUUCCACCUUUCAUUAUAGCUCUGUGUGCUUAAAGUAUAUCUGUAUUUAUGUAACUGAAGCAAUAUUGUAUUCUGAUUGCAACAAUCUUUGUUAAAAGCUGACUAAUGCACACUUAUACCCAACAAACUUUGAACUUGAAAGUGAGACAUUUAAAAUAUAGAAGACAUUGGGUUUUUUUUUGAAGUAUUAUUAUUAUUAUUAUUUGUUUGGCUUGCUGCUCAUAAUACAUGUAGAAAAUACUUCAGCUUGAUUGUGGUUUUAACCAAGAAAGGUAAAAUGGACAAUGAAGUCCCCACACAAAUUCCCAGUAAUUAUGAUUUCUUUUCAUAUUUGGCGCAUCUUCUCAGCUUUAAACAAGGAGCCGUAACAAUAGAUGUUUUAUUUAAUUUAAAAAGAAGUAUUGUGAAUAUAGAAAUAGAUUUAGGUCAGAGGUCAUUGCAUUCAACAUUAAGAAAAUAUCCAACUUGCAAUACGUGUUUAAGGGUUAUCUAAAUGGUGAACAAAAAUCCAACAAACGAAUGAUUGUAUUUAGACACAGCACCAAAAACCUUAUUUACUUAUAUUUUUUGGAUGUAUCAAAAUGGUCUGUGUCUCAUUACUAAGCGAUAGUUUCAAGGUUUGUUAGUCUUGCCUCAAGCUUCAAGUUGCUCUCCCCGUGUUGUUUUCAGGUUUCACCCUGAAAAUAUACAGAUUUGCUUGCGAAAUUGAUAUUUUUUCGAGCAAUGCAAAAAUUGUCACUUUUGAAAUUCGUGUGCAAAGUAACACACAAUAAAAACGAUUUUUCAGAGGUUUGAAAACAUCCAAAAUAGAGAAAAAGUAAUAAUUUUCUGUUUAAAUAAAACAAACAACCCCGUUUGGAGAAAAAGCACGAAUUCAGCAACUUUAAGAUCAAAGAAGGGUGUCAUUUAGAGUUCAAGUAACAAGGGCGGAUCCAGGCCAACUAAUUUGUUUUGUUCCCCCCCCCCCCCAAAAAAAAGUGGGUCCAAAAAUGUUUUGCCCCAUAUGAAAAGCAUUGGGUGUACUAUAGGACUCUUGUGCAUGGCAAUGGUGCAUAGUGGCGCAAUUGUAAUGCUGUACACAGAGGCUGCCUUUUUUGCGACAUCAUCACUUUAAAAAAAAAAAUGGGUUCUGUUCUGGGGGGGGGGGGCACGGCCCCGCUGCUCCCCCCCCCCCCCCCCCGGAUCUGCUGUUGUUAAGUAAUUACCUCAGUCAAGACGUUAGAUGUGGCUGCAUUUUUUCCCAACACAGUUCAAUAGUCAAACCGUUUCAUACAAGUUUACUGAUGUCGAUGCAAAUUGCACAUAUCUUUUCACCUCCUGCAAUAAGAGCGGAGUAGGCCCUGUAAUACACUGUUUUCAAUGAAAAUGAUGUUUGAUUGGAGACAACAAAACUGGAAAUGCAAGGAUCUGUAAUAAAACAUUGACCAAGUGUGAUAGUA
Molecule: messenger RNA, 7674 nt
Organism: Patiria miniata (bat star)
Lineage: Eukaryota; Metazoa; Echinodermata; Asteroidea; Valvatida; Asterinidae
Gene: pkd2
Product: polycystic kidney disease 2-like 1 protein
Exons: 20
Coding region: 212-3415 (1067 amino acids)
Biological process (GO): detection of mechanical stimulus
Cellular component (GO): membrane
Molecular function (GO): calcium ion binding; calcium channel activity
Source: RefSeq, a predicted model, not a curated record